This is a messenger RNA of Emys orbicularis (European pond turtle), 1426 nucleotides long. RefSeq names its product sirtuin 6 (gene SIRT6). Bases 22 to 1296 code for a protein of 424 amino acids. Gene Ontology annotation, cellular component: nucleus. Gene Ontology annotation, biological process: negative regulation of transcription by RNA polymerase II. Gene Ontology annotation, molecular function: transcription corepressor activity; NAD+ binding; histone H3K9 deacetylase activity, NAD-dependent. The transcript is spliced from 8 exons. The record is from RefSeq and is a predicted model, not a curated record. Lineage: Eukaryota; Metazoa; Chordata; Testudines; Emydidae.
UGGGCCGGGGCCGGCGGGACGAUGUCGGUGAACUACGCGGCCGGGCUCUCCCCCUACUCGGACAAGGGCAAGUGCGGCCUCCCCGAGAUUUUUGACCCGCCGGAGGAGCUGGAGAGGAAAGUGCGUGCGUUAGCAGACCUGAUAAGGGGUUCUUCCAAUGUAGUGUUUCACACCGGAGCUGGGAUCAGUACAGCUUCCGGAAUCCCUGACUUCAGGGGGCCCAAUGGCGUAUGGACUAUGGAGGAGAGGGGAUUGUCCCCCAAGUUUGACACUACCUUUGAGAACGCGAGGCCUUCCAAGACCCACAUGGCGCUGCUGGAGCUGCAGAGAGUCGGCAUCUUGAAGUUCCUGGUCAGCCAAAACGUGGAUGGCCUGCAUGUGCGUUCUGGAUUCCCACGGGACAAGCUGGCCGAGCUGCACGGGAACAUGUUUGUGGAGGAAUGUGUGAAAUGCGGCAAGCAGUACGUGCGGGACGUUGUCGUGGGCAGCAUGGGCCUCAAGCCGACAGGCAGGCUGUGCGAUGUCUCCAAAGCAAGAGGGCUUCGUGCCUGCCGAGGAAAGUUAAUAGACACCAUUUUAGACUGGGAAGAUUCUCUGCCUGAUCGGGACCUCAGCCUAGCAGACGACGCCUGCAGGAAAGCUGACCUGUCAGUCACUCUGGGGACCUCUCUUCAGAUCAAACCCAGUGGCAAUCUCCCCCUGCUCACUAAAAGGAAAGGAGGGAAGCUGGUCAUAGUAAAUCUGCAAGCAACCAAGCACGUGAGUUCAAAUGCUUUGACUGGCGCCUUGAGCUCAGAGCCGCCCAGCUACAGUCUGACAGGCCUUGGUUUUAUUCCAGCCGUAGCACCCAGCACUUGUGGGUGCGUGAUUGAAUCCUGCAAAAGUGGGUCAGUCCAGGAGCCAGGCGGCCCGCUUACAGUGCCAGCUAGAAGAAAUCAACCUAGUUUAGACCGGCAAGCCGACCUGCGCAUCCACGGCUACGUGGAUGAAGUCAUGACAAAGCUGAUGAAGCAGCUUGGUCUGGAGAUCCCCGAGUGGACGGGGCCGGCGGUGGUGGAGAGUUCUGAGCUUGUGAAGCCCGAACCAGCCCUAAAACUCGACCCAGACGCUCAGCGCCCAGCCAAGGAAGAGCCCUGCUCCCACCACAAUGGCACGGCAGAGGGGGCUGACGGGAUACGCCCGGGGCUCGGCACGGCACGCGAGGAGCACUGUGACGGUCUGAAACAGGAAUGUCCUGGCUCAGGCCACAGUCCCGUAGCAGCCAAGAGAGUAAGAGUGGAGUCGCUGCUCACCUGACUUACACAUGUCUUUGCUGUUGGUCGUUCGUCUUAGCAGCUAGCCUGGGCCGCUUUUCCUACUGUCCUUUUUAUACCUUGAAAUAUCACCCCCCCCCCCCUUUUGUAAGUAUUAAAUAUACUUCAAUGGU